AUGCAGGGCGAGGCAACCGUUAGUCCUCCGCGACACCUCUCACGGCGCUCCCUACCGUCCAGCUCCAGUGUCCCUCGAAGCGGUAGCCGACUCCGGACAUUACUCGGGCUGAACCAACCUCAGCCUGAGCCUCGGUCAGACUUGCAUGAUACGCUGUAUAUAGUCCCUCGUCAGGCGGCCGACGCACACGAUAUGAGGGUCUUUGAGAAUGUAGCGAGAAUGUAUGAAGGUGGAAGUCGGUCUUACGAUACGUGUGAGAACGGACGAGUUCUUACCCCCACGCCGGAUCCUGGAUGUUCGGGUGGGAUGGGGAUGGGCCGAGGAUUAUUACCACGACUCUUGGAAAUGAUCACCACCCCUAAGCGAAAGGGAAAGUCUAAAAUUGUGUACGAUAUAGAUGGAGAGCUACUUCCUCUGGACGGCGAGGAGGGUGAAUUGAUUGAUGACGAGGCUUGUUUCAUGGAGCCCAACGACUCCGACGGGAUAGACCUGUUGGUCAUGUUACCGCCUGAGCUGGCGCUGUACAUCUUGUCACAAUUGGAUCUGGAUUCGGUCGUCGCAUGUUUAGCGGUAUCACAUGCUUGGCGUCGGCUUGCCUCCGACGACACAGUCUGGCGAACACUCUUUUAUCGACAGUCGGGCUGGUUCGUCAACAUUCCGCGACGACAGGCCCAGAUACUCGCUUCCCAGACCUUGCCUGCCCAAUCGUCGCAAUCACGUUCCCCAUCACUCCUUUCUUCGCUUGCACCCUCAUCUCGACGGACCUCUGCUGAACCGACACGACCUCCCGCAAAUUUGAGCCAAGGAGAGUUCUCACUCAACUGGCCAGACCUCUUCAGGCAACGACAUAAGGUCGCCAGGAAAUGGUAUUUUGGGGCUGCCAAGUCGAACAAGCUGGCGGGCCACCUCGAUAGUGUGUACUGCCUGGAACUUGACACCGCGGCAGAUACCAUCGUCACUGGUUCCCGAGACCGUUCCAUCAAAAUUUGGAGUGGCUUCAUGUGUUCCGGGAGUAGCGAUAGGACAAUCAGGGUGUGGGAACGGGCCGCUGGGUCUUGGGGAGUUAAAGCGGUCUUGAGUGGACAUGCGGGUGGAGUUCUGGAUUUGAGGAUAGACGACAAGUGGAUUGUCAGCUGUUCAAAGGACACCUUCAUCCGGGUCUGGGAUCGCCAAACGCUUCAACAGCACUGUGUCUUGAAGGGACAUGAGGGCCUGUCAACGCUGUCGGCCUUCAAGGUAACCAAGUCGUUAGUGCAAGCGGAGAUGGACGAUACAAUUAUUUCCGGCUCCAAUGACCGUAAAAUCAAAGUUUGGUCUGCCUCGACUGGGGAUUGUCUGUUUACGUUACCGGGGCACGAGCUGUUGGUUCGCGCGCUGGCGUAUGAUUCCGUGUCGCGACGGCUUGUCAGCGCAAGUUACGAUCGUACGAUCAAGGUUUGGGAGUUUGGUGAAGGAAGGCAGGAUGGGUGGAAACUAGUCCGAGAGUUCAAGAAUUUGCAUGAUAGUCAUAUUUUCGACGUCAAGUUCGAUGCCACGAAAAUUGUUAGCACCUCCCAUGAUCAAAAAAUACUGGUCCUCGACUUUGCGUACGACGUAGAUGCACUCCUCUUCACCUAA
This is a messenger RNA of Rhizoctonia solani, 1617 nucleotides long. RefSeq names its product F-box and WD-40 domain protein. The transcript has 8 exons. Gene Ontology annotation, molecular function: protein binding. Bases 1 to 1617 code for a protein of 538 amino acids. The record is from RefSeq and is a predicted model, not a curated record. NCBI's taxonomy places the organism in Eukaryota, Fungi, Basidiomycota, Agaricomycetes, Cantharellales, Ceratobasidiaceae.